AUGCCUGAAUCGUUCUCGUCCUCCUCAGAAACCCCAGCCAGCAGCUCCACGCACCACCGCCGGCGCUCCUCCUCGCAUAUCCGGCCCUUGAACCUGACCCCGUCCUCGUCUCUGUCCGCCAGCAAAGGUGCCAGCAGCAAAGCCCCGGGCCUCCUGUCUGCUCCCUCUCUCUCUCCUAUCCCGGGCACCCCCUCGGUGACGGGCAACUCGCCCAUGUCGCUGUCCAGAUCUCCCUCUCCAAGGCCCGGCGGAGGUUGGUCCAGUCCAGGCCUGACCACCGUCACUGCUGGGAGCAGCGGCAGCUCCAGCCCGCGUCGUGGCUACGGCGAGCUCUCCGCCAAUGGCCAGGCGUACUCGAAUGGCGGCCUGGACGGUGACCACGGGCCCAACGCUUCCUGGAUGGCCGCAAAGGCCAAAAGUGACCGCGUAAAGGGGUACCCUUCCUUUUCCACACGAAACAACGGCUUCUUCUCCAGGCAGCGGAGGAAGAUCUCCGCCAGCCUGCCCCGGUUCAGACUCAACUCCAUGCUAGACUACGGCGAGAAGGAGAAGCUCGGAAGGGGGCGAUGGUCUGGUCCAAAUGGUAGCCCGCUCCUCUACAGGAUCAAAACACUGCUCGGCAGUCUCCUACGCCGCACGAGAAUACGCCUUCUUCUAUUAUCCAUUUUGUUGUUUAUUCUAUGGCUUUGCUUUUCAUCACGCGGAGGAAAGAAAAUAGUAUUAAUUGUUGCGUCUAAUGUCGGCGGCGGUGUUAUGGAGUGGAAGGGUGCGCGCGAAUGGGCCAUCGAGAGAGACAGUCUCCGCAAUAAGAAGAAAUACGUCAAGAGAUGGGGGUACGACCUCGAGAUCGUUAACAUGGUCACCAAGAAGCGAUACGCCCACGAAUGGAGAGAAGGCUGGGAGAAGGUCGAUGUCAUCCGUGGUGCGCUGCGGAAAUAUCCCAAAGCCGAAUGGUUCUGGUGGCUGGAUCUAAAUACCUUCAUAAUGGAACCCUCAUACUCCGUCGAAAGCCACAUUCUCAACGGUCUAGAGAAAAAGACUUACCGAGACAUAAACAAAUACAACCCCCUCAACAUCACUCACCCCCCUUCCCUCCCCUACCUAGACCCUCUGUGUCUCUCACCCGAAGGCGACAAGAAAACAUCAUCAAUCAACCUGAUCGUGCCUCAGGACUGCUCUGGCUUCAACCUAGGCUCCUUCAUGAUCCGCCGCUCCACCUGGACAGACCGACUGCUCGACAUCUGGUGGGACCCCGUCCUCUACGAACAGAAACACAUGGAGUGGGAGCACAAAGAGCAAGACAGCCUCGAACAUCUCUACACCCACCAGCCAUGGGUCAGGCCGCACGUCGCCUUCAUCCCACAGCGGAGAAUGAACUCCUUCCCACCCGGUGCUUGCGGCGACGGCACAGAUCCCGGAAUCCACUACCAGCGCAAGGACAGGGAUUUCCUAGUCAACAUGGCUGGCUGCGAAUGGGGUCGAGACUGCUGGUCCGAAAUCUACAAUUACAGGGAACUUAGCAACUAUCUCAACAGAACGCUCUGGGAGAAGUUCAAGGACGCUCUAAGUGACCAGUGGAAUAGAAUGCUAGGUAAAGAAGUCAAGAAGAAGCCUUGA
This is a messenger RNA of Trichophyton verrucosum HKI 0517, 1617 nucleotides long. RefSeq lists its product as uncharacterized. NCBI's taxonomy places the organism in Eukaryota, Fungi, Ascomycota, Eurotiomycetes, Onygenales, Arthrodermataceae. Gene Ontology annotation, biological process: protein N-linked glycosylation. Gene Ontology annotation, cellular component: Golgi membrane. The transcript has 3 exons. Gene Ontology annotation, molecular function: glycosyltransferase activity. The coding region runs from base 1 to 1617 and encodes 538 amino acids. The record is from RefSeq and is a predicted model, not a curated record.